UCCCACCACUCUUUUCCUAAUAGCUAACUCCCCCCAAGAAAAUGGGUAAUCAUGACUUCGUUUAUCCAUUUCCUUGAACAAGUAAGAUUCCGUCAACCAAGUACACUCAGUUAGGCUAAAGGUAUAGCCGGUAUCUACAAUUUUACAUCUAAUUGUAACUCUUUCUUUUCUUCCAUUGCCGCCAAUCCUGCUUGCUGUGUAAUAAAUGGCUUCUCCUUGCAUUAAAAUGGCCUGUCCUUCGACAAUGCUCACUAAAGCUUCUUCUAUCUUUCCAAUAUCUUCUUCUGUUCUGCCAAUGAGAGAUGACGGACAAAAAGCACAUAAAUUGGCUGUUUCACGGGGACGUGUCGUCGUGUGUUCUGCAACGCAAGAAUCAUCUACUUCGGCUACUGUUACUUCGGAAACAAAGGAAUCACCAAAAGCAGUUGAAAAAGAAGUUCCUCCUGUAAAGCCAAAGGCUCCUGCCAAACCUCCACCAAAACCUCUACCUGAACUGAUGGAACAGGAUGUAAUUCCUUCACUGAAGGCUAUUUUUGAAGCCCAGACUGAUAUAUUAGAUGCUGAGCUUUUCUUCAGUGAUAACAAGUUGGAAGGUUCCUUUGUGAAGAAUGACACUCCUUAUUCAUUUUGGGCUUUCUUCCCAGACGGAGUCCUUACAGGACCAAAAGGAUUUUCUUUGACAUCCUAUGGCAAUGAAGUGAGCACUAUUGAACCUUUUCUAAUAGAUGAAAAAAAGGUCACAGCAAAACAUGUGGUGUUUUGGGUUGAGAAACGAUUAGCAGCUCAAGGAAUACUUCCUGUUUGGAAGAAUGAUCAGUAGGAUGGAUUUGAAGCUCCCCACCCACUGAACCAGACUCCAUGGCAUAACUCAUUCCUUUCUUUGUUUAUAAUGCCACAAGAAUUUGUUAAAUGUACUUCAAGAAACUAAUACAACUUGAAAUUUCAACAGCACUACCAUUCUUGCAGAUU
Papaver somniferum (opium poppy) is the source of this 969-nucleotide messenger RNA. RefSeq lists its product as uncharacterized. NCBI's taxonomy places the organism in Eukaryota, Viridiplantae, Streptophyta, Magnoliopsida, Ranunculales, Papaveraceae. The record is from RefSeq and is a predicted model, not a curated record. Bases 206 to 820 code for a protein of 204 amino acids. The transcript has 4 exons.